Messenger RNA from Paraphaeosphaeria sporulosa, 2032 nucleotides. RefSeq names its product branched-chain amino acid aminotransferase II. NCBI's taxonomy places the organism in Eukaryota, Fungi, Ascomycota, Dothideomycetes, Pleosporales, Didymosphaeriaceae. The record is from RefSeq and is a predicted model, not a curated record. The transcript is spliced from 2 exons. Gene Ontology annotation, biological process: L-valine biosynthetic process; L-leucine biosynthetic process. Gene Ontology annotation, molecular function: branched-chain-amino-acid:2-oxoglutarate transaminase activity. The coding region runs from base 402 to 1733 and encodes 443 amino acids. Gene Ontology annotation, cellular component: mitochondrion.
CAAUAUUGUGGGAUCACGACCUUAUCUUCUCUCUGCAGUACAAUUCGUUCGUAAUGAGGUCACCGCUCACUUGCGCAAUCAAUGGGUGUCAAGCAAGAUAUGGGAACGAUGGUCUUCCCAUUGGACGCACAAUCGCUUUUACAUUGGGGAUCUUUAAAAGAUUUUCUUACUACGCCAUAGCACGGAUGGCUCGCAGCUGGGGAUGAACAUGAGGUACACUAAUCACUCUAAAUGCUAUAUCGGGUAUAGAGCGGUAGUGCGACCCGUAUGACUCUUUUCUGAAGGCCAUUGUAUAAAGGUUUCGUUUCCGUCCUGCCUCUUCACACGGUCACUCCCGACGUCGGUUUGCAUUCGAAUUACUUCACUACAGUCAUUUUCGAAGCAGUCUUAUCGACUCCAAAAUGCCUUCCAUCGCUGUCACGCCUCAUGAGGAAAAUGGCAAUGUAUCCGAUCUCACCGCACAAGGCAUCAAACACGCCCUCCAGAAGACAGCGCCGUCGCAACUAAAGUCAGCUUCUCUGUCCGACUCCACCACACAAGUACAUUCCGCAAAUCACCAACAUGACGCACCAACGCCCCUCGCCGAACUCGACGCCUCCCUCCUCCAGACCACAUACACCACCUCCCCCCGCCCCGUCCCCGCUCUCGGCUCCCCAGAAAUGGCCUCCCAGAAAGUAUGCACCGACCACAUGAUUCAAGCCAGAUGGACCUCCUCAACCGGUUGGGACGCCCCCACGCUGCAACCCUACGGCCCCCUCUCCCUCAUGCCGACCGCCUCAUGUCUCCACUAUGCGACCGAGUGCUUCGAAGGUAUGAAGCUAUACCGCGGGUACGACGGCAAACUGCGCCUCUUCCGCCCGCAGCUCAACUGCGCCCGCAUGCUCAUGUCCACUUCUCGGAUCGCGCUACCUGGUUUUCCGCCUGAGGAGCUGCUCAAGCUAAUUGUGAGACUGUGCGCGACGGACGGCGCGAAAUGGCUUCCGAAGGACCGCCCUGGCUCGUUCCUCUACAUCCGCCCCACAAUGAUAGCAUCCGAUCCCGCGCUAGGUGUGCAGCGCCCGACAGAAGCCCUGCUCUUCGUCAUACUGACGUGUUUCGCGCCGAUGGAUGCGUUGGAUGGCGGCAUGCGGCUGCUCGCGAGCAAGGACGACAUGGUGCGCGCGUGGCCGGGGGGCUUCGGGUAUGCGAAGGUGGGCGCGAACUACGGGCCGAGUCUGGUGGCGCAGGGCGAGGCGCGCGCGCUAGGGUACCAUCAGAUUUUGUGGCUGUUUGGGGAGGAGUGCUUCGUGACGGAGGCGGGGGCGAGUAAUUUCUUCGUGGUGUGGCGGACGAGGGAGGGCGUGAUGCAGAUUGUGACUGCGUGCUUGACGGAGCGGAUCGUGCUGGAUGGGGUUACGCGACGAUCGGUGCUGGAGCUAGCGAGGGAGCGCUUUGCGAUUGGAUAUGAGGGGCUUGAGGCUGUGGAAGUUGUCGAGCGCAAGUUCAGCAUGGCGGAGGUAGUGGAGGCUGUGGAGGAGGGGAGGCUGAUCGAGGCAUUUGCGGCAGGAACAGCAUGGUUCGUUGCCCCUGUUGGCCAUAUCCAUUUCCGGGGAAAGGACUUCAAGGUGCCGAUGGGCGAGAAUGGGCAGAGUGGGCGGUACACGGCUGUGGUGAAAGAGUGGCUUAGAGGAAUCAUGUGGGGCACGAACGGGCAAGAGAGCCAUGAGUGGGGACAUAUCGUAGAUGAGAAAUAAGCAAGAGUUGGAAGCUGGUGUGAUCUCAUCGUCUUAUUAUACCGUCUGCACGGACUUGACCGACGGAUUCUUUACUUUCGAGCAAUGUCAAGAAAUUCCCCGUCACCUACUGGAUGCUGCACGAUUGAAACAUUCUUAUCUCAACUCCACAAUGCGCUUUUCGAAGUAAUCUGUAUCGUACCGAUGUAUCGUACAUCUCUGGGGCACAUACUUCCUUCACUUGAUGAACCUCAGCCACCCCAAUCCUGCAGGCUUAGUGUUGAAUUUCGUUUCCGUCUUCACUGGCGGGCUACCCUCCA